AUGAAGGCUGAUUCUGCUGUAUCACCCAGCCCUGGUAAACGCAAACGUCGAUCAACGGUCAAAGACGAACCAGACACCCCUGGUAGCCCCCUCCGCCGCUCGACCCGUGCCCGCAAGCCUGUCCUUCCGACCGCAGAAGUGUCGUCAGCCGAGGAGACCCAAACCCCCAAAAAGCGGCGCAAGCGCAAGACUGACGAGCCGGUGACGUAUAUCAUACCCGAUGUCGAGCGGCGAGAGACGGCAUUCCGCGGUCGACUGGGGUACGCGUGCCUCAACACCGUGCUCCGCGCAGGUGGGCAAGGGGUGGAGCCUGUCUUCUGCAGCCGCACCUGUAGGCUGGAGACCUUGAGGCAGAAAGGAGUGGAGUUUGUUAAGGAACUAGCGCUGAAGAACGUCGAGGAUCUGGAGAAGAUGAUCCAGUGGAACGAGGAGAACAAGAUACAGUUCAUGCGCGUCUCCUCGGAUAUGUUCCCUUUCGCCUCUCACGCCCAACACGGCUACUCGCUCGACUUUGCCGACUCUGCACUCCAGCGUGCUGGGGAGCUGGCAAACCAAUACGGUCAGAGGCUGACGAUGCACCCAGGGCAGUUUACGCAGCUUGGUUCACCUAAGCCCGGGGUCGUCGAGGCUUCUGUAAGGGAACUGGAGUACCAGUGCGAGGUCUUGGACCGCUUGAGACAGGGAAGGGACGGGGUGAUGAUCAUUCAUAUGGGAGGGGUGUAUGGGGACAAGGAGGGCACGAUCGAGCGGUUUAAGAGCAACUACCGGAAGCUUGGGGAGAGGGUUAGGCAGAGACUGGUGCUGGAAAACGACGAGCUGUGCUACAACUUAGAAGAACUCCUGCCUGUGUCGGAGGAACUGGGCUGCCCGCUCGUCCUGGAUUGGCACCAUGAUUGGAUCUAUCCUAGCUCACAGACCCCGGUAGAGCUCCUCCCGCGGAUAAACGCCGUCUGGCAGCAAAAGUCCAUCAAGCCCAAACAGCACCUCUCCGACCCCCGGCCCGGCGCCGUAACAGCAAUCGAGAAACGCGCGCAUGCCGAUCGCUGCGAACGGAUCCCCGAGGGGGUACCGAUAGAUAUGGACCUGAUGAUCGAGGCGAAGGAUAAGGAGCAGGCGGUUUUCUAUUUGUGGAGGGUUUAUGGGUUGGAGGAACCGGUGUGGGAGAACUUGAGGCCUGCGGCGGAGGAGCAGGAGUUGGCGACUAAAGGAAGGAAAGCGAGAGUGAGGAGGUGA
Molecule: messenger RNA, 1233 nt
Organism: Dacryopinax primogenitus
Lineage: Eukaryota; Fungi; Basidiomycota; Dacrymycetes; Dacrymycetales; Dacrymycetaceae
Product: UV-endonuclease UvdE
Exons: 3
Coding region: 1-1233 (410 amino acids)
Biological process (GO): nucleotide-excision repair; mitochondrial DNA repair; response to UV
Cellular component (GO): nucleus; mitochondrion
Molecular function (GO): endonuclease activity
Source: RefSeq, a predicted model, not a curated record